CCCAGCGAGAGAUCUGCGGCUAGCUGGCUGCACUUGCUCCACGGGUCAGGGGAUCGGAGGGGGCAGGUUUGAAGAAUGCACUGUUAAAAAGAAAGUGUAAGGAGUAAACAACAAGAAGAGGAAGAGGAGGAUUUCAAAGCUGGGAAGGAUGAGUUCUUGCAGCAACAUCUGUGGAUCCAAGCAGGCACAGCCUGCUACAGAGGGUGGGUACCAGCGCUAUGGAGUCCGGUCCUACCUGCACCAGUUUUAUGAAGACUGUACCACCUCAAUCUGGGAGUAUGAGGAUGAUUUCCAGAUCCAGAGAUCACCUAACAGGUGGAGCUCAGUGUUCUGGAAGGUCGGACUCAUCUCUGGCACAGUCUUCGUGAUUGUCGGAUUGACUGUUCUGGCGGUGGGCUUUCUUGUGCCCCCCAAAAUCGAAGCCUUUGGCGAAGCCGAUUUUGUGGUGGUGGACACCCAUGCUGUCCAGUUUAACGGAGCCCUUGACACGUGCAAGCUGGCAGGAGCCGUUCUCUUCUGCAUUGGGGGCACGUCCAUGGCAGGGUGCCUGCUGAUGUCAGUGUUCGCCAAAAGCUACUCCAAAGAAGAACAAUUCCUCCAGCAAAAGUUUAAAGAGCGAAUUGCAGACAUCAAGGCCCACACCCAGCCUAUUACAAAAGCUCCAGGCCCAGGGGAAACAAAGAUUCCAGUCACUUUGUCCAGGGUUCAAAAUGUCCAGCCUAUCGCGGCAACCUGAAAGAUUUCCAGCCCCAGUACUCUCCUCUCUGAUUUACACACAGUGUUAAAAUGGAGCAGGCCAGUUUUUGAGAUGGCAGGAAUUUGGCGUUGACUUGCCCCAGGGCUGUGCUCGGCUGUGGGCAGUACAGUGCGUGGGCUCACCCUCGCUCAGUUCAGGUGGGUCUGGAGAAGGUUGAUGCCAUGUGUCAGCCUGUGCACGUGCACCCAGCUGCUUAAAGGGGUGCUUCUGUGUGCCCUCCUGGAGCCCUCGGGAACUCCCCUCUCAUUUAUUGUGACUGUGUGUCAUUUUCUGUGUUAUUGGAAAGUGCUGAACAGUUUAGACCAGCCUACCAAUGGCCAACAUGGUCCAUUUCAUUUUCUAAUAUUGGUUUUUCUAAUCUUUCCUGUGUGGUGCUGCCUUCCAUCCCUGUCCCACUGUGUGUAAGAUAUUGUCAUGUGUGUUCAUAGAAAAAUCGAGUUCCCUGAUUUUGACCCAAACAUUAGUCUUUUAACUAUAUCUUAACACGAAGUUCCUGAGAUUGGAUAUAAAUGUAUCGGAGUUCGCCACUAAUCUUUUUUGUUGUUUCCCAUUUUUUUUACUUAAAAGGCUAAAAUUGCCAACUUUAGAAUCUUGGGAAAGAAAUUAAUAUUAGGAGUAUCUAUUCAUGCAGUGUCCAAAAGCACUGAAUUCGAAGCCAGGAAAUUUGAGUUCCUGCUACCGACUAGCUGUGUGAUCUUGGGGAAAUCAUUUAACCUCCCAGGUCUCAGUUUCUCCAUCUGUAUAGUGGGGGU
Ceratotherium simum simum (southern white rhinoceros) is the source of this 1509-nucleotide messenger RNA. RefSeq names its product neurensin 1 (gene NRSN1). Gene Ontology annotation, cellular component: neuronal cell body; neuron projection; transport vesicle. Gene Ontology annotation, biological process: nervous system development. NCBI's taxonomy places the organism in Eukaryota, Metazoa, Chordata, Mammalia, Perissodactyla, Rhinocerotidae. The record is from RefSeq and is a predicted model, not a curated record.